CGAACGAUUACGUAACCUACCAGCGUCGUUUGGGGGAAAACAGUUGACAGGAGCGAGAAGUAGGCCGAACUGGAUAAACAAAGCAAAAUUAAGAAAAACUGCGAAAACGACUCUAAUAUAUGACACAAAUUAUCAUGUUUAUAACCCGUAAUGUUGUUCUAAACUCGUGUUGACCCUGCUAAAGAGGAAAGUUUGCAGAAAAGAAAGGGGCGUACACCUGUCGAGCCGAAAAUAGGUUAACGCUGCUAACCUGUGUUAGCACGUAAGCGUGCUAGCUGGCUGUUGGAGCCCGAACAGGUGUGCCAGGUGGCCCGCUGGCCAGCCAUGUCCUCUCCGUCUUCGUCGUCCAGGCGCCAGUGGUGCUACUUGUGCGACCUGCCGAAGAUGCCGUGGACCGUGGUGUGGGACUUUAGCGAGGUGGUCUGUCGCGGUUGCGUUAACUACGAGGGGGCUAAUCAGAUCGAGUUCUUGAUAGCAAGCGCCCGCCAACUGAAGCGGAGUCACGGCAUGCAGGAUGGUAACGUGAGGUCGCCCGGUCCUUCACCCAACAAACACGGCUCCUUAGCGAGAGCGGAACCCGGACCGGACGCUGGAAGGCAGCAUACGGAGCGCGUUGACCGCGGAGGAAGGGGAGAAGGCGGCGGGACGGCGAUACGUGUCCCGCCCAACGGGAUCCAUCGAGAGCAGCCGCCUCAAGAGGUGAACCGUCAGAGCCCCAGCAGCAGCCGGAGACCCAUGAUCGGCGCCGCCAUCCCUCCCAAUCUGGUGACACAAAGUAUUGCGGGAAUCCCUCCUGGACUACUUCCGGGCAUGCCAGCGAGUCUGACCGCCAGGACAGCGCCGAUGAGCAGCCCCAUGAUCUUCCCUGCACCCGUAUUGGCCGAGAUGAGUCGCAGACAGCUGGGGAUCGGGAUGGGCAUAUCACCCUUCAUCACUCCAGAGCUGGAGCGAGAGCUCAGUUCCUCCCAGGGCCAGGCCAAGUCCCAGAGUCAGGCUCAGUCUGGCACCAGCAGCUCAAAGAGUGCUCCCCUAUCUUCCUCAUCCUUUUCCAUGGCUGGUGGUGUGAGCCAGACGAGUCCUAAGCCUGCCUCAUCCCCAGCCAGACAGCAACGUCCUCCAACAGCGAGGUCUGGAGCUGAGCCUCUGGGAUCCAGCAGCUCAGCAGAGGCGGCCACCACUGCUGCAGCAGCGCUACCCAACAACGGUGCCUCUGAGCUGGGAUCAGCAUCUGUCAGCAACACCCAUCCGGCUGGAAACACUCUGUCCUGCACUUUGUGUCAUGAGAGGCUCGAGGACACACACUUUGUCCAGUGUCCAUCAGUGCCGGGGCAUAGGUUCUGCUUCCCCUGCACCAGAGUGUACAUCCAAAGCCGAAGGGGAGACGGCGAGGUGUAUUGCCCCAGUGGAGAGCGAUGCCCGCUUGACAACUCGCCCAACAGCCCUCCGUGGGCCUUCAUGCAGGGAGAGGUCUCCACUAUCCUGGGCACCGGCUCAGCACCAGCAGGAUCUGCUCCAGCACCUCCAUCUGGAGCCAGUACAGGGCCAGGAGCUGCUCCAGCGUCUGGAUCUGGGAGUGGCCCAGCAGCAGCAGGUGGAGGGGGAGGAGGAGGCGGAGACGUCAAUGUUAAAAAAGAGAGGGAGACGUGAUGGCGAGUUUGAUGGUGACAAGGACCGAACACAGCAGCAGGCAGAAUUUGGUUUAGUACAUGAAGAGAUGACUACACUGGACUGCUGAGGGACCCAGAAGAGAAACACGACGACCCAUAAAGAAAGAAAUCCUCCACUACACAGGUUCUGACUCCUCUCGCAGUUCAGUUAAAUCCACCUCAUCAGAAUUCAGAAGCUUCUGUUUUUCUUUCUCUUUUUAUUUCCCAUCAAAGUUCAUUUUUUUCAGCUGAAACUUUGUAUUUUAGUCGUCCUUUUUUUAAGUGACUUUAGAUUGAAUCCUCAUUUAAAUUCCUUUUUCAGGAAAAAAAAGCCUUUUCUAAGAAUGAACAGGGAAUAUUUUCAUAAAACUGUUCCUGUAAAGAUGUCUGAUGUGCAGUUGAUGAUGGAUUUUCAACAAAAGUAGACAAAUCUACACAUUGGUUACAGUUGAGGAUCUAAUGUGGAUCUUUGAUGUUCGCUAAGCUAGUUAGUUAUUGCAGACUGGUUUGGGUUAAAGCAAUAUCCUUAGUGAUUCAAAGACGCCAAACAGCAAAUUAGUACAGCGUCACAACAUGUCUACAUGGUCACAUGUAUUAUAUUCUCUAUGCCUGGCAUUGUUUCUGUUUGAACUGGUCCAGUUAACAUACUGGGAUCACACCACUGCAGCACCUAUCCUAGGCUGACUUUCUGAUCUCCAGGUUUUCUGUGUCCAAUGUUAGAAUAUUUCGAGAAAGUUCAGGAACCGUUUAUCAAAAAAAAAAAAAAUGUUGGCUUCCGACAUGGCCGUCUCUUUCAGCUUAAUUGAUCCGAAAUUUUCCUCAUAUCUACUAUAGCGAAAAGGGACAUACUGGCGUUAGAAUAACUCCAAAGAAGCAAAGCAAAGCUGGAAUCUAUGUACAUUGGUGUUGAGCAGGGAAGAGAAAAAUAGCUAAAGUGGUUUGUUUAAAAAAGGCCAAGAUAAUCUUUAUACUGGCAAAAAUAAAUGACAAACUCAAAAAAACAAAACGGCUCUGAUGCGUUAUUAAUUAUUGAGUCUAAUCGGCUGAUUUUUACUUCCACGUUCUGGUUGGAAGCUCAAAACCAUUCAGAGCUUUGCUUGGAUCUACAAAGAUCUUUCCUCUUUUUGGAAGCUUUGCAGGAAUAACAGUUUGGUUUUGGCUCUCGGCCCGUUUAGUUACUGGAUUUCAUUCCUGAUUAUUUUUCUGUAGAAAAGGGUCUAGCACAGGAAAAAUGGGAUCUUUUCAUCAAAUCUACCAAGAACUGAUAACAGGCAGCUUGAUGGUGUUAGAGCAGCAAGACUCUCUGGUUUAUCCACUGAAUUUCACUCCAUUGCCAGAUUUGAAAAUGUUGUGAACCUUUUGGAAAUCAGAGCUUAAAAAAGGAAUCAUAUUCUCUAGUGCCCACUGUCCUGCCUGAUCAUAGAUCUCCUCAGCAGCCCUGAAUCAGGUGACUGCAUUACCUCCUUAGCAGCCAUGUAGUUGAUCACCCAUUUAACCAGGUCAGGUGUGUGGAGGCCGAGACACAUAAAGCAUGCAGGACAGUGGUUCCUGGGGGAGCUGGAUUAAAGCCCCCCCCGCUCAGUAAAAUCCACACUGAGAUGGCGCUAACCAGAUUCAUUGCUAAGAUAAUAGCGAUCAUUAAAAAUGUCUUUAAAUCAUUAGGUCUUUAUUUGAAAUUCUUAAAGCCCUGAUUGAUAGUGACCGCUCUCUCGUGCAAACUGAAACUUUUCCUCUGCUUUGAUACAGAAUUCACUAAAAGGCCAGCAAGCAAUGCUUUUAAAUGCUGAAUUGAAUAUGAUUGGUAUUGUAAGGUCAGAACUGGAAAUUAGCCACAAAUCUCUUGUCGUAUCUAUUUAUUUGUUUGGUAUGAUCCAAAUAGUCCCACGUUGCUGCAGUGAAGAUCAAAGGUAUGGUGGAGGAUUUUCUUUUUCCGGGUGAAUCAUCUAAAUAAGUGGUCCUUCUAAUUGUCAGUCAUUCUGGUAAUAUAUUUAUGUAAGGCCAUACUAUGUGCUUGUCCCUUUAUCUAUCUUUUUCUGCGCAUGCACACUUUCAGGCGUAUAUCUGUGUUGACCUAUGGUUUCAGACAGUCAUCAAAGCUCACCUUUCUCACCGCGGUUCUUUAACAAUGGCUGAGGGUCGUAAGAGAGAAAGUGUCUACGAAGUGCACGAGAAGAAAAGAAAGGCCCCAAAGGAGGCAGAUAUAUCCCUGAACGCUUUGCAGGGAGAGCUCUCAUCGCAAAGCAUUAUGGGAUUUGCUGUCACAGUGGCUCACUCUCGCCAUAGGCUGUCUCUACACGACAGCGGUGACUAAUAAUCAAAGAUGGCGCUAGGAGAACAGAAACUUUAAAACAACGCGUACGGAAUAACGCACUCUUGCACGCAUUUAAUAAGCGUUCCCUCUGGAGCGAGUACAGCGUUGUGCAUGUCCAUUUUUUUCUUUAAAGUGGUAAGGGCGGGUCUUUUAAAAAAAUCACUAAAAUCCUCCACUAUACCUCUAAGGCUGUUCUUUGUUGGACUAAGUGUAAAACUGUGCCUGUGCCAUUUCUUUAAAGUGUCACAUUUUGACAACUUCAUUUUUUUAUUAAAAAGGUUUAAAAUCCAACCGUAAGAAAUCUGAAUUUGGACACAAUUUGACGGGAUGCAGUCAGCAACCAUUUAGA
Cyprinodon tularosa is the source of this 4306-nucleotide messenger RNA. RefSeq names its product interferon regulatory factor 2-binding protein 1-like. Gene Ontology annotation, cellular component: nucleus. The transcript has 3 exons. The record is from RefSeq and is a predicted model, not a curated record. Gene Ontology annotation, molecular function: transcription corepressor activity. Bases 325 to 1647 code for a protein of 440 amino acids. Gene Ontology annotation, biological process: regulation of transcription by RNA polymerase II. Lineage: Eukaryota; Metazoa; Chordata; Actinopteri; Cyprinodontiformes; Cyprinodontidae.